AUGAUACCCGCCUACACUGCGACCUGGACCAAUGAGUGGCUCUAAAAGUACUUCUGUGAGACCUUUAUUGAGACUUUUAUUUUGGCUGGCACGCAGCCGAAUUUAGCUCGUGAGAAAAGUCUGGCUCAUUUCAUAGGCUUUUUAUUAUUUUUUUAAUUCAAUAUGGACCGACCCAGCCUUCGGAGAUUAUUUUCUGCUUGUGAUGUAAACAAGUCUGGUAAAAUAGAGUUCGAGGAUUUCACCGUUGUCUGCCGGGAGCUCAACGUGUCCGAAGCCGAGAUCAAAACUCUGUUCAACAAGUUCGACGCGGACGAGAACGGAUACAUCGACUACAGCGUGUUUUCCUCCAGGUUUCAGCAGGUUUCAGAGACUCUGGACCUGGCGUCUUUUGGCGCUGGGUCGUCCCAAAACCAAUGUUGUCCGUGGGAAGAGUUUGCAGGCAGAAUAGAUGUGGAGUCGCAACUCUCUGAAAGUCUCAGGGAGCAGCUGGCUGAUCUUUACCAGGCCAUUCACUCCUCUGCAAACACAACUCUGCUGCAGCAGUAUGAGGAAGUCAUCCAGUCUCUGAUCAGUGAAAGCCUGGACAACAGACUAGAGUAUGAACAGCUGGAAACCAGUAUAAAGCGAGCUGAAGAGAUGAACAACAGUCAGUUGGCAGAACUGGAGGACGAUAUACAGCAGCAGCUUGCCAGAACAGAGGAGAGGGUGAGGGACGAGGAGCGUAGGAAAAUGGAAGAGGUUAUGAUGACCAUGCAGAGGAAGCACAAGAACGAGGUCACAGACCUGCAUGCAACUGUAGACAGACUGUUAAAGAGCCAAGAGGACUCUGAAAUUAACCAUUCAAGGGAGGAGGUGGUCAGACUGAACACACAGAUCAGGGAUCUCUCACUGGAAAAUGAGGAGCUGCGAGCCUCUCUGCUGCAAGCCCAAACGAACAUUGCCAUCCUGCACUCAGAGCUGGACAAGCUGAAGAACGUGUAUGCAGACCACAAAGCUCAACAUGAAAGAGAAACUGAGGAAUUGAAGAGGAUGGUUAUGGAAUACCAGUCAUAUUCCAAUCAGAUUCAGAUUCUCCAGGAAACAAACAAAAAGCUGUACGACAGUAACGACGGGCUGCGCUCUGCCUUGGCCACUGAAGCGGUUGCAGCUAAACGGAGGCUGUCUCCCCAAAAUGAAAUCCCAGCCCGGAGAAUGAAGCCCCUUCGACAGAGCACACUCAACCAUGGCAGCUCUGAGCUGGAUGCCAACAAAACUACCUACUCUCAUGUGGCCACUUGGGCUGAUAAGUACCUGGACAGUGGAGUCUCGCUGCCGAUGGACACGGCCGAGAGCUCAGGCAGUGAUUACGACAGCGACGACAGUAAGCAGUCGGUGGAAACUGUGCAUCACAGCUACUCGUGUGUCCCAUCUGAUGUGGAGAUAUCAGAAGUGAAAUCUGAAGCUGCAGCGUCGAUGGCUCCUAGCAAGGCGAGCUCUAUGGCAUCAUCCUUACGAAGACGCUUGUCUGCAUUUUCCACAAAGCCUUUAGAAGCAGACAUAGAAGAAACCGAAGAACCUGUUCCGAUGUACCGACUGGUGUUAGCCGGAGACGCAGGAGCUGGAAAAUCCAGCUUCCUGCUGAGACUGACGCUCAACGAAUUCAGGGGAGACAUUCAGACAACGCUGGGAGUUGACUUCCAAGUUAAAAGGAUGCUUGUGGAUGGAGAGAAGACGAGCUUGCAGAUAUGGGACACAGCCGGCCAGGAGAGGUUCCGUAGUAUUGCCAGGUCGUAUUUCCGCAAAGCUCACGGAGUCUUACUCCUCUACGAUGUUACUUCAGAAAGCAGCUUCCUUAACGUCAGGGCGUGGGUGGAUCAGAUUCAGGAUUCAACAGACGAGAAAAUCCCCAUGUGUGUUAUUGGAAACAAGGUGGACCUCAGAGACCAGCUUCCAAAGGGGAGAUGUGUGAGCAGUUUGCAUGGAGAGAAGUUGGCCAAGGCAUACGGCGCCUUGUUCUGUGAGACGAGUGCCAAAGAGGGAACCAACGUUGUGGAGACGGUGCUUCAUCUAGCAAGAGAAGUGAAGAAAAAUGUCACACUGAGGCGGCAGUCAGAUUCUCAGGUCAGACUGAGUCAAUCCAACCCAAAGAAGACGCUCAAUGCCUGCUGUGGACUGUAGAUCAUUCGUAUCAAUAGAUACCAUGGAACGAUGAAGGAAGUGAUUUUUAUAUUUUGUGAUGAACAGAAUUGCCUUACUCUUUUUAACCUUUGGAAUAUUAACUCUUCAG
Centropristis striata (black sea bass) is the source of this 2266-nucleotide messenger RNA. RefSeq names its product ras and EF-hand domain-containing protein (gene rasef2). Lineage: Eukaryota; Metazoa; Chordata; Actinopteri; Perciformes; Serranidae. Bases 163 to 2157 code for a protein of 664 amino acids. The record is from RefSeq and is a predicted model, not a curated record. Gene Ontology annotation, molecular function: GTP binding; GTPase activity; calcium ion binding. The transcript has 17 exons.